This is a messenger RNA of Maudiozyma saulgeensis, 696 nucleotides long. The record is from the annotation of a GenBank genome assembly. Lineage: Eukaryota; Fungi; Ascomycota; Saccharomycetes; Saccharomycetales; Saccharomycetaceae.
AUGACAAGUACAGCAGUUAUAUUUAUAGAGAGAGCUACACCAGCAACACUUACAAAUUUUAAAGAUGCAUUAGCUAAUGAUUUACUAUCAACAGAAGGAACGUGGUCACUUGAAUUCCGAACUUAUAGAACACAAAUCAAAAAUUAUUCAGAGGAUUCACGUUCAAAGUUAAUGUAUACGAUGAAUUUCUCUCAUCAUGAUGAAAAUACAAUAAUAAUUAAGAAUAAAUUAGGUUUCCUGUUGAGUUCAGAUGUAUCUAUUAGUAACAAGAUUACAGAUGAUAACAGAGUUCAAAAUUUAGUUGAGAAUGAUUGUAGCACAGGGUUCCCAGAAUCCUUUGAUAUUUUACUAGGUAAUAAGUUGACUAAUAUGUGGGAACAACGACAAAUAUUGAGAGGUGAUGCUGGAGAAACAUUCAAGACGAUGAACUGUCUCAUUAGAUGUAUCAACCUUUUCUCUUCUACGGGUUUUAAGGGAUUAAUCAUCGAAAUUGAAGAUAUAACAAAAGAUUGUACCAAUGAAACGUUUACAACUAGAAUCAAUGAAAUUAAAGAAUUAUUGACAGAGAUCACAAUUAAAGAAUAUCAAAUAUCACAGGAUACCCUUAAUGACGAUGAAAUUAAUACGGACUCCAUGAACCAAACAGACUACUUAUGUAAUUUAGCAUACCAAUAUGUACGUGUUCUAGAGUAUUGA